ACCUUCUGCAUCUUCCCGUCCUCGAAGCGGUCUGUCAAGUCGAGUGGGAGGAAAAGCACGUCAUUCGUGAUUCUGGAUCUGCCGAGCACAUCACCAUCAGGAUGGUCCUUGCCGCUGUCGCUCAGCUCACGUCUACCGGCGUGAUUGCCGAUAAUUUGGCAGUCGCUAGCGGACUCGUCAAGCGAGCUGCUGCCUCUGGUGCAAGGGCGCUUUUCUUGCCAGAAGCGACGGACUUUAUCGCCCCUUCGCCAUCCGUAGGAGCUUUGACGCGAAGUGCCCAGGCACGUUCCUUCGUUCCUUAUCUCUGCAAAGAGGCCAAGCAGAGCAAUAUUUGGGUGUCUGUAGGCGUGCACGAAGCUCCUGCUGAGGAGUUGGGCGACAAGGAGAGAUGCUACAACACGCAGGUGCUCAUUGACAAUGAAGGCAAAGUCAGGGAAAGCUAUCGAAAGCUUCAUCUCUUCGAUGUAGACAUCAAGGGUGGUCUGACCAUACUAGAGUCCAACACGACCAUUCCGGGCAAGGCGAUUCCUCGCGUGCAUCCAUCACCGAUCGGCGCGCUAGGACUGCAAACCUGCUACGACAUACGUUUCCCAGAGUCGUCGCUUUCUCUGCGAAGACAAGGCGCGCAGAUUCUGACUUUCCCAUCCGCAUUUACUGUGAGGACGGGCGCCGCGCAUUGGGAGGUGCUGCUCAGAGCCAGAGCUUUGGAUACGCAAAGCUACGUGCUGGCAGCUGCUCAAGUGGGCGCUCAUGAAGGUACCAAAAGAGUCAGCUAUGGGCAUGCCAUGAUUGUUGAUCCUUGGGGAAGCAUCGUAGCCCAAUGCAGCGACAUGCAACCUUACAAACCGACGCUUUGCUUCGCGAAUAUAGACCUUGAUGCCCUGACAAGCAUGAGGACGGAGAUGCCCUUAUGGGAUCAACGACGUACCGAUGUGUAUCCCGAGCUCUGAAGAAACUCGACACUUGGGUGCCGUGCGUUUCAUUCUGAAGAGAUGACAUUGUAUGGAUGAGCCCAUCGUACAUCAUCAGAUGAACGGCAGACCCGUUCCUACGCGCUUGGCAUAUUCCUCGUAGUCCUUUGGAAAGAAUUGCUUCAGCGAGUAUUCUUCUCCUACUAUUCUGUGUCUAAAGAAUCGCCAAAGUGUGACCGCAAAGACACAGAAUGCGAGAGGAUUGCCGAGGAGGAGUUGAGUGCCUAAAG
This is a messenger RNA of Ceraceosorus guamensis, 1201 nucleotides long. Its product is annotated as putative NIT2-nitrilase. The record is from RefSeq and is a predicted model, not a curated record. The coding region runs from base 102 to 950 and encodes 282 amino acids. Lineage: Eukaryota; Fungi; Basidiomycota; Exobasidiomycetes; Ceraceosorales; Ceraceosoraceae. The transcript has 8 exons. Gene Ontology annotation, molecular function: hydrolase activity, acting on carbon-nitrogen (but not peptide) bonds, in linear amides.